Eubalaena glacialis (North Atlantic right whale) is the source of this 1375-nucleotide messenger RNA. It is a transcript of the gene NUP42, whose product is annotated as nucleoporin 42. The transcript has 7 exons. Gene Ontology annotation, molecular function: nuclear export signal receptor activity; metal ion binding. The record is from RefSeq and is a predicted model, not a curated record. Bases 74 to 1336 code for a protein of 420 amino acids. Lineage: Eukaryota; Metazoa; Chordata; Mammalia; Artiodactyla; Balaenidae. Gene Ontology annotation, cellular component: nuclear envelope.
GACCUCCGGUUGCUUGGGGCUCUGCUAGCUGAGGGUGUGGACUGAAAACAGUUCCGUCCGCGAUGCCGUCGCCAUGACCAUUUGUCAGUUCUUCCUUCAAGGCCGGUGUCGCUUCGGAGAUCGGUGCUGGAACGAACAUCCCGGCGCCGGGGGUUUGGGCGAAGGACGGCAGCAGCAGCUCUCAGGUAGUAACAGACGAGGAUGGAAUACCACCAGCCAGAGAUAUUCCAGUGUUAUCCAGCCAUCCAGUUUCUCCAAAUCCACACCAUGGGGGGGCAGCAGAGAUCAAGAAAAGCCAUCUUUUGCUUCUUUUGAUUCUGGAGCGUCAGCUAGCAGGAACAGUGGGUUUGGAUUGUCUCAGAACCCAUUUGCUUCACCUAACUCUGAUGGGCAGAAAGAUGAAAAGAAACUUCUGGAAGGAAUUGUAAAAGAUAUGGAGGUUUGGGAAUCAUCAGGGCAGUGGAUGUUUUCUGUUUAUUCACCAGUGAAAAAGAAACCUAAUAUUUCAGGUUUUACAGAUAUUUCACCAGAGGAGUUGAGACUUGAAUACCGUAACUUCUUAACAAGCAAUAACUUACAGAGUUAUCUACAUUCCAUCCAACAGUUAAUAAAUCAGUGGAGGAACAGGGUAAAUGAACUGAAAAGUCUAAAUACAUCAACUACAAUAGCUUUGCUCUCUGAUAUAAAGGGUGGAGUAAAUCAAGCAGCACCUGCGUUUGGAUUUGGCAGUAGGCCAUCAGUAACAUUUGGGUCACCAGGUUUUCCAGUGAAUAACAACAGCAGCAUUAAUGCUCAGAAUUUUAGUUUUAAACCAAGCUCUGGAUUUGCUACUGCCCCUUCUGGAAGCCCUUCUGUGUUUGGGAAUACUCCAGCAUUUGGAGCUGUACCCUCCGCCAAUUCUGCCAUCACUGCUUCUACUCCAGCUUUUGGACUUGGGAAACCCCAAAUCACAUCUGCUGCUUCAUUUUCAUUUAAAAGCCCUGCAGCUUCUGGUUUUGGAUCAUCCGGAUUUUCAGGAUUUCCAGCUCCUAUGGCAGCAGGCCCUGUUGGAGCUCCAGAGGCCCCAGCCUUUGGAAGCGGCAGUUCUUCGGCUGGUUUUGGUAGUCUAGGCUCACAGUCUCACACUGCUUUUUCCAAGUCAUCCAGUGGCACCUUUGGAAACAGCAGCAUAUCCACAUCUCUCUCAUUCUCAAAUGGCAGCACCACAACAGAUAAUGUAUUAUUCACACCCAAGGAUCAACUAACAGCAGAAGAACUGGAACAAUUUCAAUCCAAGAAAUUUACUCUGGGAAAAAUUCCAUUAAAGCCACCUCCUGUGGAACUUCUAAAUAUUUAAACGAGUAAUUUUAAAUACAGAAAAGAACAGCUUUUAAAA